UGGCAGUCAGCGUUCUGUCCCAGAGCACAGCGAGGCACAGCGAGGGCAACAGCAUCAUUCUCUUCAGCACCAAGGACAAACACAUACGACACGGCACGCUCUUCUUUCUCAAAUGUCAAACUGGAUGUUUUUUCACACAGAAAGGGGAUGAUAGAACUUCAUUUGACAACGACUUAAAAAUAUAUAUUAGCAUACAACUAGUAAUGCUAAUAUAUACUAGCUGAAAAAAACACACAUUUAAAAAAAGAAGAGGUGUACUAUACAGCAAUUUUUGCCCGUUUUUUGGGGGUGUUAAAAAUGUGCAGCCGUUUCAAAUAUUAUAUGUAUAUUCUUCUCGAAAGGUCUGCGUAGAGUAUGUGUGGGAUUUUUUUUUCAAGACUUUAAAAUAUCACACCGGGGUUGCUUUUAUGAGGGAAAUAUUUUGCAUGUGCAUUCCAAAAAAAAAAUAAAAAGAAGUUUAAUAGAGGCACUUAAAGCUCAGCUUCAAGGUGUUUGAGCUAUUUUAGUCUCACUUUUAACUUGUUUUGGACGAUAAAUCAGCUGUGAAAAAGAAUAAUUUACUUAAACGAAACAAGAGUCACAAGUGAGGAAAAAACCCAACUUACACCUUUCCUUGAAGCAUCGGUGUCCGCGUGGAUUAUAAAAAAUGGAAUGUCAGUUUCUUCUCAUAUGGAUUCUUUACCUGCCCCAAGUCACCACUUCUACUGCACAGGACUGUCUCAGUAAGAGGCAGGCGCUGAGCUCCCUCCAUCAGAUCCAGAAGCUGCUGUCAGGUCAAGAGGCCUCCUACCUGCAGAGCCUGCGCACCAUGAAGAAGAAGAUCAGUCUGCUGCAGAACACCAUUACCAGGCAGGUCAGCAAGCUAAAUGAGACCUGCCCCAAGCUGGAGGUCCCAAACAAUGGCAGGAAGCUGGGGAGCAUCUCAGCGGUGGGACACGAGGUGCACUUCCUGUGUGAGAAAGGGUUUGAACUGGUAGGGUCCGAGACCAGAGUCUGUCAGGAAUCCCACAGCUGGAGUGGCCAGCAGCCCUUCUGCAGGAAUAUAAAUGAGUGUGCAAAGUCCCCUUGUCUGAAUGGAGGCACCUGUGUGGAUGAUGUGAACCGCUUUGCCUGCAUGUGUGCCAGAGGCUGGUCCGGGACUUACUGUCAGAACUCGGUGUACUCCUAUUGGACAAGCCAGACCAACUCCUCCUUCAGCCGACAGCCUCACUGUGCCAACAUGCAGGGAUCCACUCAGUGCACCUGCGACGAAGGCUUCCAGAUCGCAGGCAGAGACAACAGCCGCUGCCAGGAUCUCGAUGAGUGUGAACUCUAUUACUCGGGAAGGCUGCCCCGCCUUUGUGCACAUGCCUGUGUCAACACCCCCGGCUCCUACCGCUGUACCUGCCCCCCGGGAUACAGCCUGCGCGGCGACCAGCGCAACUGCAAAGAUUUGGACGAGUGUGCAAGCCGCCAGCACAACUGCAGCCGUGAUGAGCUGUGUGUGAACACGUUCGGAGGCUUUCAGUGCGUGCGACCAGACUGUCCCAGAGCACGACAGAACACCAGCUACGUCAAAACCUCCCUGCUGCGCUGCGAGCGGAACCCCUGUCCAGUGGACAACAAAGCUUGCGCCCAGGCUGCCUCCUCCAUCUCCUUCAGCUACCUGUCUCUGGUGUCCAACCUGACAGUGCCCCGCGUGCUCUUCCGCAUGUCUGCGGCCCGCGUGCACGGGGACAGCCUGCGUUUCGGGCUGCUGGGGGGGCGGGGCCGCGGUCACUUCAGUGUCCAACGCUCGGACCGGCUCACCGGGGAGCUGGUCCUGGUCAGCCCUGUCCUGGGGCCCGCUGUGCUGGAGGCCGAGCUUGAGAUGACCGAACUGGAGAAGAGGACGGUCCUGGCUAGGUUCAUCUCCAAGGUGACCGUCUUCAUUUCACAGUACGACUUCUAGGCUUCCCCACGAGAGACACCUUGAUCUAAAUAUGUAAUCAAUCUUACAGCAAGCAAACGCUGCUCUCAACGGGUAAGGAGUUGGUGGAGUGCAAUCUUCAUAAUACAGUUGUCAACACAAGCAAGCUGGCAGACAGAGAGAUGGCAAGGGAAGACAACUUAUCCCCUCACUUCGGGGAAAUACUGAAUUUUUAUUUGCUUUUAUUUGUAGAUGUACAACUAAAAAAUGAGAACAGUGUUAUUGUACUAUUACUAUUAGGUGCAUGUGCUUAUUGAUAAAGUCCACAAGGCUAUUUACUGAAGAGCAACAGAGAUAAAAUAAAUUAAAACCCCAUUAGGAACCCACCUAGAUCUUAUCCUUGAAUGCCAUUCCUGAAGACUGCUAAAAAACAAUCUUUAGCUAUAAGGGGCAUUUAUUCAUGUGUCAGCAUGACCUACUUAUGUAUAAUCGUGUGUGCCUUUUAGCAAUAUUAUAAAGUACAGUAAAAACUUCAUUAACUAAUUUUAUCUGAACACAACAUUAGGAACCCACUUACAUGCCAGAAGCUAAUGAAAAAGGUGGUUGUACUAAAUGCCUUUGUGGCAAAGAAUGACAUGUUACAGUGUUUCAUGUAAUUGUCUUGAGUUGUUUGUUUAUGAAUGGCACACCUACAUGCCAUUCAGUUGUGAUAUAGACUCGUUUUCAGUGGCUGAAAUCCUGCUGAAAAUUGAUCAGAACUGAGCAGGAACCCAAGCAUGGAUGGCUAGAACAGUCCCCUGCGCCAUCUAGGGCCCACUAUUAUUAUUGAAACAGUAAACAAAUACCUGCCCAAGCUUGCUUUCCUGAGGCGUGUUGCAUUCUCUGAUGUGCUGGUAUUGUUAUUAAUAAAGCUUCUUUUUUAUGAUA
Acipenser ruthenus (sterlet) is the source of this 2815-nucleotide messenger RNA. RefSeq names its product fibulin-7-like. Bases 647 to 1930 code for a protein of 427 amino acids. Gene Ontology annotation, molecular function: calcium ion binding. The record is from RefSeq and is a predicted model, not a curated record. The transcript is spliced from 8 exons. Lineage: Eukaryota; Metazoa; Chordata; Actinopteri; Acipenseriformes; Acipenseridae.